CCAAUCACUUUUAAUUAAUGGAAUUGUGUUACUCGCCAUUACAGUAAUACGUAAGUCAAUGUGUACAUAUAUAAAUAUGUAUAAAUAUAUUAAAGAUUUUUAACUUAACUGCAGUUUGCGCUUGAUUCUCAUUUAGAAUUUGAGGUUAAAAUCUACAGUGAACAAAAAUAUAAUCGCAACAUGUAAAGUGUUGGUCCCAUGUUUCGUGAGCUGAAAUAAAAGAUCCCAGUAGUGUUCCAUAUGCACAAAAAGCUUAUUUCUCUAAAAUGUUGUACACAAAUUUGUUCACAUCCCUGUUAGUGAGCAUUUCUCCUUUGCCAAGAUAAUCUAUCCACCUGACAGAUGUGGCAUAUCAAGAAGCUGAUUAAACAGCAUGAUCAUUACACAAGUGCACCUUGUGCUGGGGCCAAAAGGACGCAAAAAUAUUACGUUUUGUCACACAACACAAUGCCACAGAUGUCUCAAGUUUUAAGGGAGUGCAGUUGGCAUGCAGACUGCAGGAAUGUCCACCAGAGCUGUUGCCAGAUAAUUGAAUGUUCCUUUCUCUACCAUAAGCUGCCUCAAAUGUCAUUUUAGAGAAUUUGGCAGUAUGUAGAACCGGCCUCAUAACCACAGACCACGUAUGGUGUGUUGGCGAGCGGUUUGCUGAUGUCAACAUUGUGAACAGAGUGCCCCAUGGUGGGGUUAUGGUAUGGGCAGGCAUAAACUAUGGACAACGAGCACAAUGCAUUUGCAUGAGAUCCUGGGGCCCAUUGUCAUGCCUUUCAUCCGCCGGCAUCACCUCAUGUUUCGGGAUGAUAAUGCACGGUCCCAUGUCGCAAGGAUCUGUACACAAUUCCUGGAAGCUGAAAAUGUCCCUGUUCUUCCAUGGCCUGCAAACUCACCAGACAUGUCACCCAUUGAGCAUGUUUGGGAUGCUCUAGAGUCUAGAUCGACGUGUACGACAGUGUGUUCAGGUUCCUGCCAAUAUUCAACAACUUUGCACAGCCAUUGACGAGUGGGACAACAUUACACAGGCCACAAUCAACAGCCUGAUCAACUCUAUGGUGGUCACACCAGAUACUGACUGGUUUUCUGAUCCACGCCCCUACCUUUUUUUCUCUGUAUUUCCAGUCAUAUGAAAUCCAAAGAUUGGGGCCUAAUGAAUUUAUUUCAAUUGACUGAUUUCCUUAUAUGAUCUGUAACUCAGUAAAAUUGUGUUCACUAUAGCUCUUUAUGAGGAAAUGUUUUCAUUGACUCAAGUACCAGGAAAACAUAGCUUUUCAUUUAUACACAGCUGCAAAAGUGACUUCAAAACCAAGAGGAUGUUGUACAUUUUUGCAUUUGUUACAUUGUAGCAUGAUGCGGCAGGAAGGAAUGUCGCAGCAGGAGGGGUUUCGUUACAUUCUAGCACGGUGGAAAUGAACUUAACGAACCAUUUCGUUGCCAUGGCAACACAAACCAAGCGUCCAAAAUGUCGACUUUGCUGGGGGAAAGUUUAUUUGAAGUCAGUGGUCAAGGCCCUGCACCCAAUAAAGACUUCUUCCAAUUUUCUGUUACCAAGACAGAGGUUAUUUGGAGAUGGUGGAAGAUUUCUUUGAGAAGAGAUGGUAGGAACACAAAGCCAGGAGAACUGAGGGAGUCUCACAAUGACUACUUGGAUGACAGCCUGCUUCAGAGUCAGGUGAGUGUGGUGUUUGGCCCCAGGAUCCUUCAGUACAGCCAGGCACUAUGUCAGGGCCACUAUGACUACCUGGAGCGUCUGCCCGAUCCCCUGCUUCUCCACAUCCUGACCCAUCUGGAACUGGAGGACGUGGCACGGCUUGGACACACCUCACACAGGUUCAGGAAGCUGUGUCGUUCGGAGGAGUUCUGGGAGCAAGCGGUGCGCGGCCACUGCGGCACCGUGUCGGCCGAGGUGGAGGCCCUGGCCCUGGAGUUGGGCUGGAAGAGCGUCUUCUUCACCAGCAAGCUGCAGCUGCAGAAACAGAUCAGCCGCAGGAGGAAGAGGAGCCAGAAGCUACUCUGUACAGACCCGGAGCGCUAUGAUAUAGACACAAUGGUGGAGCGCAGUGAGGACCCAGAGAGCCGCGCUGCAGAUAUAGAGCCAGGUUCUGAGUCGGACCCUGGGCCGGAGCAGCUCUGUACAGACAUGCAGCUCUGUGGGGUGAUUGCGGGCCAGGGUCGUGAUGUGGCACAGGGGGACUGGAGCUCUGAUUCAGGGAGCUCACUGAAAUGACGUUUGUUUUAUCUUUACACUCUAAAUAGGAUCCUUGAGGUUUCCAUGCAGAGGAAUAGAGGACGGCUUGAUCUCGGGUGGAGACAGUGCAAGUCGUUUUUGAUACAAAUAUGAUGACUGUUGAAUGUUUGUUGAAUUCAUGUUAGUUAUGCUUCUUGUCUUUCAAUCAGUACAGUGGCUGUGUUUUGUUGGAAGACAGUUUGUCUCAUAGACUGUUGCCUGGCAGCAAAGGAUGUUGUGGCAAUGGCUGGAGAUGUUAAUAUUUUAACCUGCUGUUGCGUUGUGUUGUACAUGUGCCAUAAUCUUUUUCCUUAUACAUUUUUGCACGAGCAGGACAAUACCAUCCAGUGGAAUGAUUCUGGGGGGGCAUGUUUGGUAAAAAUAAAAGGAUUAAA
Messenger RNA from Salvelinus fontinalis (brook trout), 2613 nucleotides. It is a transcript of the gene fbxo36b, whose product is annotated as F-box protein 36b. Lineage: Eukaryota; Metazoa; Chordata; Actinopteri; Salmoniformes; Salmonidae. The transcript has 4 exons. The record is from RefSeq and is a predicted model, not a curated record. Bases 1454 to 2218 code for a protein of 254 amino acids. Gene Ontology annotation, molecular function: protein binding.